GAAGCCACGUGUCCAGCUGUCGGCGAAGCACCAGAAGCUGAAGCGUCUGACAGGAAAGCUUUACAUGUCGCUGCUUUGACUUUAUUUAAGUGGUGGUACAUUAAAGAACGUUUUCAAACAUGUCUUCAUUCAGGAAAGCGCUAAAGUCCCGACAGAGGAACCAUCAUGAGAGAUCGCAGCCUGGCUUCAGGAAAUAUAUGGGUUUACUGGAGAAAAAGAAAGACUACAAACUUCGAGCAGAUGACUAUCACAAGAAACAAAACACCCUCGCUGCCCUGCAAAAGAAAGCUCUGGAGAAGAACCCAGAUGAGUUUUACCACAAGAUGAUCAACUCCAAACUGGAGGAUGGAGUUCACACCAUGACGAAAGCCAACGAGGAGGUGGAAGUGACGGAGGAACAGCAAAAAGUGAUGAGGACUCAGGAUAUGAAAUAUGUGGAGAUGAAGAGGGUUGCUGAGGCUAAGAAAAUUGAGAGGAUGAAAGGAGCUCUCCAUCUUCUGGAUGCAGAGAGCAAAGAGAAGAACAAACAUACUUUUUUUGUGGAUUCCAAGAAGGAAGUACAGGGAUUUGACCUGGCUACACACCUGGACACAGCUCCAGAGCUGGUGAACAGAGUCUACAACAGACCAACUCUGCAAACACUGGAGACCCAGUGCAUCCAGGGAGCUGCCCAGACCUACGCUGUACAGAAGCUGGCCAGGCAAAGGAAAUACCAGUAUAAGCUCCUGGCUCAAAGGAUUGACAGAGAAAAGAAAAUGUUUGUCAUCAGCCAGAAAAUUCAAACCCGAAAGGAUCUGCAGGAUAAAAGGAAGAAAGUGAAGGUAAAAAAGGAGAUGACUAAUUCUGCAGCGAUCUACAAGUUUGAGACCAAAAGAAAACGCUAAUAAGAACUGCUGGGUGUGAAACUUUGAAAAU
Messenger RNA from Nematolebias whitei (Rio pearlfish), 915 nucleotides. RefSeq names its product UTP11 small subunit processome component (gene utp11). Gene Ontology annotation, cellular component: nucleolus; small-subunit processome. Gene Ontology annotation, biological process: rRNA processing. NCBI's taxonomy places the organism in Eukaryota, Metazoa, Chordata, Actinopteri, Cyprinodontiformes, Rivulidae. The transcript has 8 exons. The record is from RefSeq and is a predicted model, not a curated record. Bases 120 to 884 code for a protein of 254 amino acids.